This is a messenger RNA of Helianthus annuus (common sunflower), 402 nucleotides long. RefSeq lists its product as uncharacterized. NCBI's taxonomy places the organism in Eukaryota, Viridiplantae, Streptophyta, Magnoliopsida, Asterales, Asteraceae. The record is from RefSeq and is a predicted model, not a curated record. The transcript has a single exon. Bases 1 to 402 code for a protein of 133 amino acids.
AUGCAAACCCUUGUCGGAUCAGCCAGAAUUUGGUUCAAUGACUUACCUGCUCGAAGCGUUCGAAGCUUCGAUGAUCUAAACAAAGGGUUCCUAGCCAAUUUCUCUCAACAGAGGCAGUAUGUCAAAGAUGCUACAGUGAUCUUUCAGAUCAAACAAAGAGAUGAUGAAAGCCUUCGAGCGUUCAUAGAAAGAUACAAGAAGGAAGGUCUAACUUAUGUGGGGGCAGACGAAAAGAUGAGGGUGGCCUGUUUCAUGAAUGCCAUUACCUCAAAAUAUCUCACAAGGGAUUUCAACAAAUCCCUGCCCAAGACCUUGGAAGAAGCUCUCGAUAGGGCUGAAGCCCACAUCCAGGGAGAGGAGGCAGUAGACAUUAAAGAACAAAUGAAAAGAGGAUCCAGCUAG